UCGGAUGUCAAAUUAUGAGCAAAAUCAUCGUCAGGACAUCAUUGAUAUGAAAGAGUUGCUACCUUUACUCAACCAGGUUGAGUAUCACCCAUACUGUCAUGAGAACGACUUGAUUAAGUUCUGUCAAGAGCGCAACAUCACCUUCAACGGCUACACUCCAAUGAGCUGCCCAGACUACGCCCCUUCGACACACGGCUGGUCACACUCGACGCUCCAAGCACUCGUUGUCAUGCAGAUCGUUCAAGUACACAGUGCCGAUCCCAGUCAGGUGCUGCUGGCCUGGGAGCUGGCCCACGGCGUGGUGGCUAACCGGGGGACCCGCAAUCCGGACCACAUGACGCUGAACUUGCAGUUUGAGAAGGUGAAGCUGAGCACUGACGACAUUGCCAAGACCGCUGCCAUUGUACCGCCGGAGAAGAACAAGGUUUUCCCUGACCGUCACCAGUACAAGUAGUGCUUAGUCACUUGUUCAACUGCACAGUUUCCGUAUAAGUUAUUGUACAUGACGUCAAUGUUCUGUCUGACACUCGCCUUGUGCAUACCAGCCAGAGUAAACACAGGACGGUGUUAUAC
Sycon ciliatum is the source of this 573-nucleotide messenger RNA. RefSeq names its product aldo-keto reductase family 1 member A1-A-like. The transcript has 3 exons. The record is from RefSeq and is a predicted model, not a curated record. Lineage: Eukaryota; Metazoa; Porifera; Calcarea; Leucosolenida; Sycettidae. The coding region runs from base 5 to 454 and encodes 149 amino acids. Gene Ontology annotation, molecular function: oxidoreductase activity.